UUAGAAUCAUUUGUAUCACGAGAAAAAAUUGCUUCAGCAUGAGAGCUCUCAGGCAUCUGUCAGUGGCUGUUUUGUUUUCAUUCUUGAUUCUGAACAUGAUCGAUGAUUCAACCUCUGCAAUAGCAGACUGCUGUCUCCACUACUCCCAAUCUCGACUACCAUUCCGACUGAUCUCUGGGUUUGUGAUGCAACAGUCUAAUGAGAUGUGUGAUAUUGAUGCAGUCAUAUUCUACACAAUUAGAGGACGAGCUAUUUGUACAAAUCCAGAAGAAAGAUGGGUGAAAAGAGCACUGCACUUUCUCAGCAAAAAGCUAGAAGAAUUAUCCGUUGUUGGAUGAAAUCAUUCUCCAAAGCUAUAUUACUUAAACAAUUAUUUCUGCAUAGCAUCUAUGUAUUAAAGUAUAGUUAAUGACAACAUUCCUCUAUCUGCACUAAGUUGUAAUGCUCAAUUAUUUUUUAUUAUUAUUUGAUCGCAAGUUUGUAAUACAAUGAAACCUAUGUUUAUUGUAAAUCAUUCAAUGUUAUUUUUAUAUAUUUUCUGCAAAAUUAAAGAU
Molecule: messenger RNA, 554 nt
Organism: Hypanus sabinus (Atlantic stingray)
Lineage: Eukaryota; Metazoa; Chordata; Chondrichthyes; Myliobatiformes; Dasyatidae
Product: C-C motif chemokine 20-like
Exons: 4
Coding region: 39-338 (99 amino acids)
Biological process (GO): cellular response to tumor necrosis factor; monocyte chemotaxis; neutrophil chemotaxis
Cellular component (GO): extracellular region
Molecular function (GO): chemokine activity; CCR chemokine receptor binding
Source: RefSeq, a predicted model, not a curated record